Chironomus riparius is the source of this 1068-nucleotide messenger RNA. The record is from the annotation of a GenBank genome assembly. NCBI's taxonomy places the organism in Eukaryota, Metazoa, Arthropoda, Insecta, Diptera, Chironomidae.
CGCUAAAGUUAUCAGUCACACUUUUAUUGAAGCUCUUAAUUUUAUUCAAAAUGAAUGCCUUUUUAAAGCAAUUAAUUAUUUUAAUUAUCGGGAAUAUACUUAUUUCCACUGUAUAUUGUGAUGAAACGAUGGAGUUGACAUGCACUACUGAUGAAGAUUGCAAAUCAUUCGAGAACAAGUUUAUAUAUUCUCAAUGUGCUGAUGAUGCCUGCAUUUGUCAAAAUAGGAAGGAUUCUACAUGGGCAGAUUGUUCACCGACCGUUGAAAGUGUUGAAAAUGAAGAUGUUAAAGCAACCAAAUGUAAAGCACCAAAUACUGAAUUCAGAAUUGGAAUGUGUCGUACCAAAGUUGUUCAAUUGGGAAAAGCAUGUGAAGAAAAUUUGCAAUGUAAUCGUAAUGAAUGGAACUCUGAAUGUAUUAAUGAAGUCUGUGUUUGUAAGAAUCAUUAUAUGGAGGUUGAACAUGCUUGUCGACCCAUUAUUCAAUCUGAUAAAUGCACAAAAGACGAACAAUGCCCAGAACAUGCUGAAUGUUUUGAAAGCAAGUGUAUUUGUAAUAAGGGAUUCAUCAACUCAUUAGACCAUAAAACUUGCCUUCCAUUCCGCGCAUACAAUGAAACAUGUGAAGAAACAGACCAAUGCUUUAUGAAGUAUAGUCAUGGUGCUACUUGCAAAAAAGGUAUUUGUUCAUGCAUGAGCAAUUAUGCUGUAACUGAAAAAGAAGGAGCUAUUUCAUGCCGUAGAACUGCUUUUGUUGGAGAUACAUGCUUUGAUCACAACGAUUGCUUCAGCGAUAAGAUUCAAUUGUAUUGCAACAAUUAUAUAUGUACAUGCAGCGAAUCUCCUGAAAAAAAUGUAGCAUCAUGCAAAAAGCCAGUCAACAAGGAUGGACCCCAUGCAUCGCCAUUAACAUCAGGAGCUGCUUCAAUUAAAGUUUUUAAUACGUUAUUUGUCAUAUUUUUUGCUAUCUUAAUUGUCUUGUAAAUUUAAUUAAUUAAUUCUGUAACCUAAAAGUUCAAUCAAACAUCCAUGGAAGUAAAAUAAAGCAAAAUUGUCUAUUGUGAUCGUU